CCCCGGGGCGCGGCGGAGCUGCCGCAGGGCUGAGCCCGCGCCCUGACGGCCGGAGCGGAGCGGAGCGGGCCGGCGCUGCGGGCAGGGCCGCGCUGCAGCGCGCAGGGGCAGCCGCCUCGCUCGGCGCCCGCUCCGCGGCGCGCACGGCCGGACAGGCGCGGGCACGGCGGUACCCGCCCCUUCUCCCCGCCGCCCUUCUCAUCCCCGUCCAUGGCGCUGAGCACCGCAGCCCCUCGCUCCGCACGUGGCGGCGGGGCGGCCCGGCCCGGGCAUGGACCACGGUGACUUCCCCGGCCCGGGGGCGGCGGCGGGCGCGGAAACCUCAGAGCUAAUGGAAACUGGGGGCGAUGCCAGAUCGGCACCUCGGCGGGGCGGCGGAGGCGGCGGCGGCCGCGGCGGGCUUGCAGCGACUGCCGAGCUCAGCGCUCCCCCGGGGGCCGAGACGAGCAUGAAUAUCGAUGGCCCCGCCGGUGGCGGGAGGAGCGGGGCGGCCGCGGGCGCUGCUGCAGUGCCGGGAGCCCCGGGGGCGGCCGCCCCGCCGCUCCGCGCCGCCUGCUCCAGGGACCCCAAAAUGGUCCAUCAGCGGUUCCUGCGGAGGAGCGUGGUGGACUCGGACCAGGAGGAGCCUGCUUUCGACCUUCCCGAGUCAGAGCACCAGAGGAAAAUUAUCCUGCUCCCUAAAACCCGGAGGAUUAUUGCGGAGCGGGCCAAGGCGGGGCAGGGGGCCGCCGAGCAGGGGGCCCUGGGGGCCCAGGCUGCCGGGGAGCUGCCGGCAGCGCCGGCCCCGGGCAGUGCCGCGGGCGCCGAGGAGCAGCGGGAAGCUGGGAAGGAUGCGGAGAGGAAAGAGGCGUCGGAUGCUUCUAAAGAUCAGAGCAAGGCAAAGAAGGAGGAGCCCGAGGAGGAGGCUGAUAUGAAAGCGGUUGCCACCUCGCUGGAUGGCAGGUUCCUAAAGUUUGAUAUUGAACUCGGGAGGGGAUCCUUCAAAACCGUCUAUAAGGGCCUAGACACCGAGACGUGGGUGGAAGUCGCGUGGUGUGAACUUCAGGACAGAAAACUCACAAAAGUAGAGAGGCAGAGGUUUAAAGAGGAAGCGGAAAUGUUGAAAGGUCUCCAGCAUCCAAACAUUGUGAGAUUUUAUGAUUUCUGGGAAUCCUGUGUAAAAGGCAAAAGAUGCAUCGUACUGGUUACUGAAUUGAUGACCUCUGGAACACUGAAGACGUAUCUGAAAAGAUUUAAAGUGAUGAAACCAAAAGUCCUGCGUAGUUGGUGCCGGCAAAUCCUGAAGGGUCUUCUUUUCUUGCACACAAGAACUCCACCAAUCAUUCACAGAGACUUGAAAUGUGACAAUAUUUUUAUCACUGGACCAACUGGAUCUGUGAAAAUAGGAGACUUGGGUCUGGCAACCCUCAAGAGAGCUUCAUUUGCCAAAAGCGUAAUAGGUACACCAGAAUUCAUGGCCCCAGAAAUGUAUGAGGAACACUACGAUGAAUCUGUGGAUGUCUAUGCUUUUGGAAUGUGCAUGUUGGAAAUGGCUACCUCAGAAUACCCCUACUCAGAGUGCCAGAAUGCUGCUCAGAUUUACCGGAAAGUAACCUGUGGUAUAAAGCCAGCAAGCUUUGAGAAAGUUACAGAUCCUGAAAUUAAGGAGAUAAUUGGGGAGUGCAUUUGCAAAAAUAAAGAAGAAAGAUACGAAAUUAAAGAUUUGUUAAGCCAUGCUUUUUUUGCUGAAGAUACUGGGGUAAGAGUGGAACUUGCAGAAGAAGACCAUGGUAGGAAAUCCUCUAUUGCCUUAAGACUCUGGGUAGAAGAUCCUAAGAAACUGAAAGGAAAACCCAAAGAUAAUGGAGCCAUUGAGUUUACUUUUGAUCUGGAGAAGGAAACUCCUGAUGAUGUUGCACAAGAAAUGAUUGACUCUGGAUUUUUUCAUGAAAAUGAUCUCAAGAUAGUUGCGAAGUCAAUACGUGACAGAGUAGCAUUAAUACUAUGGAGAAGAGAGAGAAUUUGGCCUAGGAUGCAGUCAGAGGAACGUCGGGACUCUGAAUGUCUGGAGAAGUUGAAGACACCGCAUGCACAGCAGGUCCAAGUCACCUACCUUUCCCACACUGGUCACCAUGUCCUGUCGGAGUCGGAGGAGCCUGAGGCAGACCAGCACCCCUAUCAGCAGAAUCUGCCCACCAGCGUCACGUCUGUUGCCUCUGACAGCACAUUUGACAGUGGCCAGGGGUCCACUGUUUAUUCAGACUCCCAAAGCAGCCAGCAAAGUGUCAUCUACUCGUCUCUGCCGGACCCGGUCCCGCCGGCUGCCCAGCGGGUGUACAGCCCCCCUCUGAGCGAGAGCCAGGCUGUGCCCCACAGCCUUCCCCAGCUGGGGCACUACCAGCAGCCCUCAGGACCAGGCCUCCCCGCGGCUCCAGCGGCGCCCGCCGUGGUGGCCCCGCGGCCCCAGCACUACCAGGAGCCGGCGCUGCCGUUCCCCGUGGUCCAGCCCAGCACUGUGGCCUCCCUGCCGCUGGGGCAGCCGGGGCUGGCCGCCCAGCAGCAGCAACCCAUAUCACAGCAAGCUUCUCUGCAGCAGGUGCUGGCCAGCCAGCCAGUUUGCCCAAUGCAGCCUGCGACCCAUCUGUUACCCCAGUAUCAGCCCCAGACCUCUCAGGUGGCAGCUACCAGUACACCACUAAAACCCCUUCAGAUUUCAACUGUGCCACAGCUUCCACCAGUGGCCCCUUCCCAGAUUCCUCAGUUUCCUGUCAUUCCUGCUAUUACUCCUCUGGCAGGACUUGACAGCCUUCCUCCAAACCUCUCUGAUAUACCUGCUGCAAACGUGCCCCCCAUACCUGCUCCUUCUCAGUACUUUGCUCCGGCUGUGAUUUUGCCCAGCCUCCCCAUGAACCCCACGCUGCCUCUGGCACCAAACUCCCCCGCCCUCCCCAUGCAGGCAGUCAACCUUCCUCACACCACCGUGGCUUCUUUGGUCUUGCCCUGCCAAACUAUAGUGCCAAACAUGUCGGCGGCUACGAUCCCCUUGCUGGCGGUGGCCCCGCCGGGAGUGCCGGCCUUGCCGCCGCACCACGGGGUGCCCCAGCUCUCCCAGCAGCAGAUGUACCAGAGCACCUUCCAGCAGAUCAUUCAGGGCGAAGCACCUUCUCCCCAUCACACGCAGAGCACACAAGCAGUGUCCCAGCCACAGCAGCCUCCACCUCCUCAGGCACUUCAGCCCGGCCUCAUCCACCCUCCUGAGCAGGCGGUGUCAGCACCGGGGGCUGGGCACCAGCAGAUUACUGGACACCCUCAGUAUGCUUUGGAAGCUGGAGCCCAGGUGCCCGUGCUGCAACCUUCAAUAGUCAUGUCACCGCCUUUGCAGCUGCAGCCCGAGCUGCUGCCUCCCCGCGUCGCUCCAGAAGGUGUUUCACAGAUUCCUGGCAGCCUUGCAGCAGCUAGCCCGCCUGUCCCCAUAGAUCACUCUCUGCCUCUCCAGCCUUCUGCUCUGCUGCAGCUUCAGCCCGAUCUUUCCCAGCCGCUGGGUCAGCAGCUCCCAGCUCCCUGCUCCACUGUCCAGGCAGUGGCAGAGACAUCUCAAGAGGAGCAGGCAAUACAGGACAAACUCCAGACUCUGUCACAGAGCUGUGAAAGCUACAUGAGUCCAGAUGUAACUUCAGGUAAAGAGAUGAGUGACAGCUUUGAAGGAGCCAUGGGAAGUGGAAAACAAGAAGGAAAGUCUUCAAAGAAACAUAAGAAAUCUACACGUGCUCGUUCGCGCCAGGAGAAGUCCAGCAGACCCAAACUGACCAUAUUAAAUGUUUGUAACACGGGGGAUAAGAUGGUGGAGUGCCAGCUUGAGACACACAAUCACAAAAUGGUGACUUUCAAGUUUGAUUUGGAUGGUGAUGCACCAGAGGAAAUAGCUACUUACAUGGUGGAGAAUGAAUUCAUAUUGCAGAGUGAAAAAGAGACAUUUAUUGAACAAAUGAAAGAUAUUAUUGAUAAAGCAGAAGAUAUGCUCAGUGAAGAUACAGAAGGAGAACGAAGUUCUGAUCAGGGAAUGAGUCCCCAACAAGAUGCUGAUAGGCUGGAAAUGAGUGAGGAGAAGCGGCAGUCUCAGAUGAAGGCACCUGUCUAUCAACAAAAUGUUUUACAUACUGGAAAAAGGUGGUUUAUUAUAUGUCCUGUCAUGGAAAAUCCUACUACUGAUGCACCAGAAUUCUCUCCCCCGGUACCUCAGAGUACACAGCCGUCGGAAGGGCCAGACGCGGAGCAGCCGGAUGACCAGCAGCCGAGCUCUGCGCCGACGGACCCGCCCGCUGCCUCCGCUGCUCAGCAGCUUCCCCUCCAAGCCGGCGUCCGUGACAGCCCCGUCAGGGCCUCCCCUGCUCUGGCACAAGUUCCUACCGCAGCCCCUCCCGUCGCCCUGCCAAGCCAGGCGGAGUUUCCAGCUCCAGGAUCCGCUCCAAACGCUCCGGAGCCGCCGGCCGCCAACGGCGCCCCCGGGGGGCUGCCGGGCCCGGCCCCGCCGCCCGAGCCCCCCGAGCCCGCCCCGCCGCAGCCCGAGGAGGGCGGCUGCGGGCCCGAGGUGGAGCUGGGCUGCUGCCGCGUGGGGCCCGCGCUGCCCGAGCCCUGCGCGCUGCCCGCGCUGCCCGAGCCCGCGGUGCUGGAGCGGCAGCCGGCGGCCCAGCCGCCCCCCCUGCCCGAGCCCGGCCAGCCCGGCCUGCCGCAGCUCCCCUUCCUCGGCCAAGCCUUCCCGGCCGAGCCCCUGCCGCCCGCGGGCUCCCGGCUGCAGAGCCCCACGCAGCCGCCCGGCCCGGCCCCGCCGGCCCAGCCCGGGCCCGGCCUGGCGCCCGGUCUGCCGCCCGGCACCGCCGAGUCGGACGGGGAGGGACCGCCCCGGGUGGACUUCGUUGACAACACGAUAAAGAGCCUCGACGAGAAGCUGCGCAAUUUGCUUUACCAGGAGUACGUUCCUACUUCCUCCGCGUCAGCAGGGACUCCCGACACCUCUGUCCCUUUAGAGCAGGGCGACAGUGAGUUUAACUUGCCGCCCUUUCCCGAAGAUCAAGUUCCCGCUUCGGCCCAGGAGCUGAGAGAACCGGGCCGUAACGUUGCAGAUACCAGCCAGGGGAGGAAGGAUGCUGCCCAGGAGUUGUCGGUGCCGCUCGUGCCACCCGAGACCUCACCCUGCCCAGCCCUGUUUGAACAGUCAGAGAUGACCAGCAUUGGCGUUGAGUCCUCAGAAGCAAGAGGUGGGUCAGCAAGCAGAAAAGGUUCAGCUGCAAGCAUCACUUCAGCUCCUGCUGCUACAACAAAAGGCCUCCUUCAGGUUGCACCUGAAUCAUCAAGCCUAACUAAACAGAUGGAAACUUCUGAAAGGAGCGAGAAGGCAAAGACUCUGACUUUGUCUGCACAUGAUAACGUAACGCAGAUACCUGCAGCAGAUGGGGUGAUAAAUUACCUUCAAAGGGAUGACUCUCUAGACUCUGGUUCCUAUGGAAAACAGGGUGAAACUCACGAUAGUGGCACUCCAGCCAAAACUAUUGGCAGGUUUUCAGUGAUCAGCACGCAGGAUGAGUUAACUUUACCAGCGCCGCACUGCUUAAGGUUCUCGGCACCCCCAGAUGUCUACUUGGAUGAGCUGCCCUCCAGCCCUGACCUGAAGACAGCCGUCCGACGGGUGCAGACAGCCUCUUCUGUCGAUGUCCUGUGCGACCAGGGGUCGAGUGAUUCUGCUGAGGAGCCUUCCCACUGUCAGUCAGCUGCUGCUGCGCAACUGUCCCCCCCAAGCAGUAGUGCAGCCAGUGACUUAAUUAAAAAAGCAGCUGCUUUUCUGCAAAGAUCCAGCAAAGCUAGCUUGCCAGGCCUCGAGUCACCUAAUGGGCAGGGGACAAAAAUUCCUACCAUCAACAUCACAUCCUUCCACUCACAGUCGUCGUACAUGAGCAGUGACAACGACUCGGAAUUUGAAGAUGCAGACAUGAAGAAAGAAUUGCAGAACCUGAGAGAAAAGCAUAUGAAAGAAAUUGCUGAACUUCAGACUCAGCAGAAGAAUGAGAUAGAGGCACUGUAUAUUCGCUUAGGGAAACCCCUGCCUCCCAACCUGGGCUUCCUUCACUCAGCCCCACCCAGUGGCCGUCGCCGAAGAACCAGCAAAAACAAACUGAAAGGUGGAAAACUAUUGAACCCUCUGGUCCAGCAGCUCAGGAGUGGAACAUCAAGCACAAGUAAUCUUGCAGACUCUAAAGACUCACCCCACAAAGAAACAGCUAAAGCUCAGUCUGGCUCUCCCAGAGCAGCAGCAGUCAGUGCCCCAGUCGCAGCCACCUUUGGGAAGGCAGUUCAGACGCAGCAGCCCUGCUCUGUCAAGGCCUCUUUGUCUUCUGACAUCUGCGCCGGCUUAGGCCCUGAAGGAGGUGACGCCAAUGCAAGCUCUGGCCAAGGCUGGACGGUUUUCCACCAAACGUCUGAGAGAGUGACCUAUAAAUCUAGUAGCAAACCUCGUACCAGAUUCCUCAGUGGACCUGUGUCUUUGUCCAUCUGGUCCACCUUGAAACGACUAUGUCUAGGCAAAGAUCACAGUAGUAGAUCCUCCACAAACAGUCUUGCAACGUGUCCUGAGCCCCUCCCACAAUCCACCUUGCAGGUUCAGGCCAACAACAGUAACAACAAGAAAGGGACCUUCACAGACGAUCUUCACAAGCUGGUUGACCAGUGGACAAGCAAAACUGUUGGAGCUGCACAGACAAAACCUUCUUUAAACCAACUGAAGCAGAACCAAAAAAGGCAAGACAUGGAGCCAAAGGCUAAUCCCAUGCAAACACAGAACGAGACAUGUGGAGUUAAUUCGGUGAGAAGGGGACUGGGGACAAAGGUGGUUGUCCCAGCGCCACGCCCCGUGCCCGCCGCACGAGCUGCUGGAGCCUCGCCGUCCCUGCCGGUGCCCAGGCCUGCCCUGGGCACGGUGCCACCCUACGUGAUGCCCCUCUGUCCCUACAGGGGGGUGGUCCCCGUGCCCGCUUACGGGGUGCGCUGGCAGCAGCAGCAGUGGGGAGCCACGCAGCCCCGGUUCCUGGGCAGUGCCGGCAUCGCCCGCUUCUCGCCGCUGGGCAGCACCUGCCUGCGGCUCUACCCGGUGCCGCUGCAGCCCCCCGCCCGGCUGCCCUGCCGGAGGUAACCACCUGCUGGGGGGGACCUGCUGUAGGGAACCAACCACCUGCUGGGUGGGAGGUGCUGUGGCCGUGGGGCGAGGCAGGAUCCACCACAUCCAGCACUGGCUGUGGCCUGGGCUCUCCAGAGAGCUUGCUUGUCCUUGGCAAUAUUUGCUUCUCUUUCAUCGCUGAAGACACAUUAUUCUGUUGUGUUCUGGUGUUUUACACUUAGUCGAUGUACUUGAAUUGAUGACUAGAAAAUUGUACUAACCCUGCAGGAGUACAGUGCCUUGAAAUUCAGCUUUUCAGUUCCAGCUGGAAAGAGAUGUAAAAUUAUUUGAAAGGUGUAUUUUAUUUACAGUCUGCUUGUGAGUUGAAGUUCUUUUUAUUUGCAAAGAUAUUGAAGGUUUACAGUCGACGUUCUUCAUUACUCACAUUCUGCUGUAAAUGCUUUUAUUUUAAUCCAUGGGUGGAAUUCUUGUUUCUGAAGCUUUUGAAAAAAUACCAAUUGUGCAGUGAGGUUUGUUUGAGAUGCUGAUCAAAAAUUGUUUGUGUUUGUACAAGGAGUAGUGAAAUGCACAUUUGAAAACAGGAGCAUUUGCAGAGUGAUCUGAGUAAGUCGUAAAGGACAGACAAUAGCUUUGGGCAGUGCUGUUCUUUCUUUUCCCCAGUCUUUGGUAAAGCUGUUGUGCACAGCAAUGUAUUUAACAGGCAGGCAAAUACUGGUUUCCUCUAGAUCAGCAGCAAAGCAGAUCACAUUUUUUUUACCACUGAGUUAAAUUUCAAAUCCAUGCAUGUUUCAUAAGUGAAAAAAUCCAGCUGCAGUGCUGACUGUUGGAGCACACAUCUCCAGGAUGGUGUAAGAGCCAUGUAAGUACAGCACUUGUGAGCACCUGAGGUGGGGAAGGCUGUUCUGCCUUGGACACACUCCCCCGGGUUGAAAACGGGAAGGGAUUCGUUUUCAUGUCUGAUUCUUCAGUUUUGGAGCCUCACUUUUGCUUGAAAACCUCUCUCUGUCUUCAUUUCCUCGAUCAGUUGUCAUGAAGUUUGCGCUCUAGGUGCGUGGACACCUCCCACCUCUCUGAAAGUUGCUUUUUUGCCCCUUGUGCUGUGCACUGAGCCUGCGCCUCUGGGCCCGGGGGCGCCGGAGGAGCCGCCGCCAGCCGACGGUAAGUCGGGGGGCAGGGGAGCGGGGUCCCUGCCUCGGGGGGCACCUCGCGCUGCCGUGGCAUUUUAGACUGUCUGCUGAAGGGCAGAGGUGUCUGCCAAGCUGUGAAUUGUAUAGUCCUAUUGUACUCUGAGCAUUCGAUCUGUCUAAAUUAUUUGGUUUGUACCCUUUGAAUCUAUUAUUCCAUCAAUUCAGUUAGAAUUGAAUUUUAUAGACAAUUAUGCAGAGUCUCUUCUGCCUGGACAAAAUACUUACUGUAGUAAGAGAUUUCUGUUCUCUGUAACAUGUAUCUUUAAUUUAUUUGGUUUUUUUGUUAGAUUCAUGUCUGUAUGCUUCAUGAGCAAACAUGAAAAAUAUGUUCUCACACCAGUUUUCCUUCGGCUUGCACUGAAUCCUCCAGUUUAUGUCACUAUUGCCUGUUGUAUAGUCCAUCCCUUGUAUACUGACAAAGUCAGUGGCACUAAAAACCCCAAGAAAUUGUAUAGAUUAAAAAGAAGAAAAAUAAACAUUUUGUGCUUGAAAA
Molecule: messenger RNA, 8824 nt
Organism: Apus apus (common swift)
Lineage: Eukaryota; Metazoa; Chordata; Aves; Apodiformes; Apodidae
Gene: WNK2
Product: WNK lysine deficient protein kinase 2
Exons: 29
Coding region: 272-7159 (2295 amino acids)
Biological process (GO): positive regulation of potassium ion import across plasma membrane; intracellular signal transduction; monoatomic ion homeostasis
Cellular component (GO): cytosol; cytoplasm
Molecular function (GO): potassium channel inhibitor activity; protein serine/threonine kinase activity; ATP binding
Source: RefSeq, a predicted model, not a curated record